AUGGCAGACACAAUCAUCAAGCCAGAUCCGGAGGCAGCUGUCGCAUCGCCUAGAUUCAUGGAAGAUGAUGAUAUAUAUGAAGAUGCUGGAGAUAUGGCGAUCAACGAAGAUCCGGCAUUUCAAAAGUUAUGGUUAGGUCGUGUACCUAAAUACGUCUGGGAUGCAUGGGAGGGAUUGGGUGGAGAUUUGGAUGAGGAAAUACAAAUUGGUACCAUUCGCAAUUGCCGAGAAAGGAUGCCAGAUGGCACUGUUAAGGACUCCUAUUCCAUGUUACUGAGUUCUAAUCUUGCACAGCACCAGACUGUCCCCAAGGAAUACAAUCUUGAUAUUACCAAUGAGAAUGUCAAGAAUACUUUCAUUUUUUCAGAACAGGAUCUGCCAGGAUUCAAAUCGAAAUCAAGACAGAAGUUCGCCUUGGAGACUGCGAAUAUGCCAGCAAGGCUUACCCGUGGAAAGAUUGAGAAGCCUGCAAAUAAACAGCCAUGGGACCCUAACAGGAAAUUUCAACCUCAAUUUCGGAAGGCAAUUCCAAAGAGAACAACUCUUGCCGGUAGGGUUGUCCAUGAAUUGAGUUGUAUCGCCGUGCAAAAUGAAGAAUCAGACCGCCUUCUAGCUAUUAGGACUUUGGAAGCUAUGAAGCCCAAAGUGGGCACGAAAUUUCUCAAUGAGGAUCUCGAUGUGGGCCAAGGUUUCAUUCAGCCUGGUACUAUCAAGGCCUCAGACGCUUAUAAAAGCUUUAUUAAAACCAAGAAUCCGACUGCUGGUACUAAGACACAACUUACCAAGGCCGCUCGUAUGCCAGAAAACGAGCUUCUCGAUAGGAUCUUCGACUGUUUCCGUAGGUAUAACUAUUGGUCCAUGAAAGCACUACGUGCCGAGCUCCAACAACCGGAAGCAUAUCUUCGUGAAACUCUCGAGAAAAUAGCGUUCUUGGCGAAGACUGGUCGAUUCGCAACACAGUGGUCACUGAAGCCCGAGAACAAACUUAACAACUAUGAGGGUGCUGGCGAUGCGAUUGCACCUGGUGAAGACACAGAUCUUGGCGAUGAUGAUGAAGAUGACGACGAAGAUGUCAAAUUUGAAGACGUCUGA
Messenger RNA from Sclerotinia sclerotiorum 1980 UF-70, 1092 nucleotides. RefSeq lists its product as hypothetical. Bases 1 to 1092 code for a protein of 363 amino acids. Gene Ontology annotation, biological process: transcription initiation at RNA polymerase II promoter; transcription by RNA polymerase II. The record is from RefSeq and is a predicted model, not a curated record. The transcript has 4 exons. Gene Ontology annotation, cellular component: transcription factor TFIIF complex. NCBI's taxonomy places the organism in Eukaryota, Fungi, Ascomycota, Leotiomycetes, Helotiales, Sclerotiniaceae.